Messenger RNA from Clonostachys rhizophaga, 3054 nucleotides. NCBI's taxonomy places the organism in Eukaryota, Fungi, Ascomycota, Sordariomycetes, Hypocreales, Bionectriaceae. The record is from the annotation of a GenBank genome assembly.
AUGAGCAAGACGCUUACAUUUCCGAUUUCCACUACCAUAAUCGAUUUGACCGAAGAUUCGACCCCUCCUCCCACACCACCCCCCGUUCCUGCAUCCACCAAGCGGGCGGACCAGGCGCGUGCGGAACCGCCUCUGAAGCGGCAACGCGUCGACACUGGUCAGCUUCCAACCAGAGAUCUGAAGCUGUGUUUAAAAGAACAGGUCUUGCCACACGUCAGCCUAUCCAUCCAGAAGCUAGAUGCGUCCCAGUACAAGGUCAACGACAUCGCGCAGCAGAUUAUCAUCACCAUAGCCAAGAGUGCUCUUUUUCGACGACGAUUAGACGAGACUAGAGGGUAUCUCGCUUACGAAGAUGAGGCGGAGCUGGCGCAGCAGGCUUCGCUGCUCGUCCAGAAGCUAUGUCGCGAGUUGAGAUACCAGGUCCCUCCUCCGAGUUCUUUGCUCAAUACCGAAAGACUAUUGCCUACAGCUCAUGCAGAAAGCCCCCCGAAAGAGGCCACGCCUGUAACCAACCAACCAGUCACUGCCACAAGCCGGCCGUCUGCGCACCGAUUUCAAAGAAGGGAGCGGCACGAAUUCAAACCGUUAGAAAGAAGCAAUCAAAGUACUUCUUCAGCCCCAAAACCAUCCGAUAACUUAUGGUUCCAAAUCAAAGAUCGACCGUACCGAACCGCAGGCGAGAGAGAACUGAUACAAAGAGGUAUCUCAAGCGGCCAGUCACUUGAUACACCUGUGGACGAACCAAUCGUCUACCAUGUUGAUUUCAGCCCUGAUGAGAUCGCACUCAUCAUCAAAUCUGUCAACUCCAUCUUACAUACACCACUUCCCCCCACGCUAAAAUCAUUAGAAAUACUCUUAGGAGAAGAAUGUCCAAUCCUCAAUUUGCUCAAAGAGGGACUUCCCGGCCGGACGAAUGAAGACAUUCGCAACUUUUGCUCCGACAUAAUUGCUGGAAAGACCUCAGUAGUCCCUCAAUUGCUUUCGACUGCACAGAAACAAAGUGAGAAACCUAGACAGCAGCCAUCCUCCCAGCGGCUGAGCAAGAUGGCUUCUUUACUCUUCGCUCGUGAGCUUGAGGGUGACAUGGGAUUUGGACGGACCCGAACAUAUAUGAACUUCCAAAACGAGGCCAAAAUCUUAAUAGAGGACGAGUUUGAUCAGAUUGCUGAAUUCACCAACUGUGCAGGCGACAUCACUACGAUAUCGUGGGUUUCUGAUGGGGGGUUGAUAUGUGGUACAACCGUCCACUCCGAUCCCCACAACCAGCAAUACAACAAGCCGGGAAAUCUUUUGAUCUGCUCCGUUGGGAAGGGAACCCUACGUGCGUUUCCCGAUCACCGGAUCCCUCGGCCCCUUAUCAAGGAAGGACAGAAUUCAACCCGAGAAAUGAGACGAAGCCAAGAUCCCUGGCUAUAUUGCUCUGUAGUAUCCUCAGAUUUUGACCCGAUCCAUCGAAGAGCAUACACCUCGAGCUUUGACAAUACAGUCAAGGUAUGGAGCACCGAUGCAGAGGGGAACCAUAUGGAGUGUAUUGCUACCUGGCACCAUGAAGGAAACGUGAACUUUGUCGCCGCGGCCAAGGAUGGCUCAGGCCGGGUAGCCACGGCUGCAGACGUUCCGUCUCACGCUGUUCGCGUGUAUACCGUCAAUCCAGACAACAUUGACCAGAGCCUUUACCAGUCGUUCUCUUGCUCCCGAGAAGAUGCCGGGGAUAAUACGAAGUGGGCAUAUUACCCAGCAACGAUGCAAUGGGGGAUAGCUGAUAAGGUCAAGCAUCUGCUCGGGGUUGGGUAUUCUCCCAGGAGCGUAACAGGCGAUGACUCCGAAAUCCCAGAAGACAAGAUGAACACUGGCGAAAUCAUGCUCUGGGAUGCGAAAGCAGGAUGGCGUCUGCCAGUGAUGUCGGCCAGCACAGCCAACGUGUUCGAAGUCGCGUGGCACCCCACUCUGCAGAGGUUUAUAGCUGCUACCUCUCCAUGUGGUCUUGCUACUGAGCCUAAAACCCGUACACAGAUUCAUCUAUUUCAGAGAGAUAGGGACAAGGAAGAGGUCGUUUACUCAGAGUAUCAGUCGCUUGAUUGCCCCGCUUCGGACAUUAACGAGCUUACGAUCAUGCCAAACAGCCUGUUACACGCCUACGUCACAGCCGCAUGCACCGACGGAAAAGUAUAUGUAUGGGAUACGGCGCAAUCCGACGACCCGAUCCACGUCCUUAAGCACGGCGUGUCCUUGGAAGGGUUCGAGCAGGAGUUCAUUGAAACACUCGAUACCGGCGUGAAGUUUACCGCUUGGGGGACCACCGCAGAUCGGUUCUAUACCGGUGCGAGUGACGGCGUGGUGAGAGUUUGGAAUAUUCGCAACCGCAACCAGCCGUAUGUGCGAACCCUUCUUGAAGCCCCGGGACCUAUAGCAAGUGGAGCAUUCUCACCCGAUAUGUCCAAGCUGGCAAUCGGAGACGCCAGUGGUCGUUUGUAUUUGUUCUCACGUGAUGAAACCGAUGCCCCUGAGGCUCAUUAUACCACUCUUCCUGGUAGGAAUACCAAGGUUCGACGCCCCAUGAUGUUUAUAUCCCACCCAGAACCGCCACCACCAGUACAGGAGCAUGUCUUGCCAUCAGACGAGCUCGAAGAAGGUGUUAAAGAAGACGACGACACUCAGCUGGGAAUUACCACCGCUCAGCAUUUCCUCAAUAGUGGGCAACUCGUACUAAGCGGCGACCCAACUAUAGGAGCCUCGCAGGGCCCUAAUUACCAAGACACGGGCUUGUUCCUGACGGAGGCCCAUGAGGAUCAGGACCCCAACCGCCCACUCCUAACCUCGUACGCUAGACAGCAGCAGGAAAGUUUAAGAUGGGACCGCGGCAUGAGGCGCAGGUCUCGCCCGCGCCUUCAGGAGCCCAUCACUGCUAGUGAAGCCCUCCAUACCACCCACAGGGUUAAUCUAUCUCUCGAUCCUCUUGGUUCGCUGGCCCAGGCUGAUAUUGACGAGCUACGUAAUGCCGGCGCUGUACUAGAACCAGAUUAUGGAUUUAUAUACCAAUCAGAUGACGAAUAG